Molecule: messenger RNA, 2212 nt
Organism: Pocillopora damicornis (cauliflower coral)
Lineage: Eukaryota; Metazoa; Cnidaria; Anthozoa; Scleractinia; Pocilloporidae
Product: uridine-cytidine kinase 2
Molecular function (GO): ATP binding; kinase activity
Source: RefSeq, a predicted model, not a curated record
UGUAACUAUCAUUUAAUGCUCUACUCUUUGAAGUCAACAGUUUGUGCCAAGAUAAUGGAACAACUUGGUCAGGAUGCAGUAGAAUCCAGAAGAGUUGUUAUCAUCAGCCAGGAGAGUUUCUACAAAGAACUUUCUGAGGAGGAAGCUGAGGAAGCUAAAGUGGGAAAUUUCAACUUUGAUCAUCCAGAUGCGUUUGACUUUGAGAUGACACUUGAUACUUUAAAGAGAGCAAAAGUAGGUGAAACUGUUGAGAUACCUCUCUAUGACUCCGUCAAUGCUACAAGACAAAAAGAAUCUGUCACAAUACACCCUGCUGAUGUGAUAUUAUUUGAAGGAAUCUUAACAAUCUACUUCAAGGAACUACGUGACCUGCUUGAUAUGAAGCUUUUUGUGGAUUCAGACAGUGAUACCAGACUAUCAAGAAGAGUGUUAAGAGAUACUCAGGAACGAGGGCGAGAGCUUGAUCAAGUAUUGGCCACAUACACAAAUUUUGUAAAACCAGCAUUUGAAGAUUUUUGUCUUCCGACAAAAAAGUAUGCAGAUGUGAUAAUACCAAGAGGAUCAGAUAACACAGUGGCUAUUGCCCUCAUUGUUCAACACAUAAAAGACAUUCUGAACGGAAACAAGAGCAUUCGAUCUGAAGAUAGUCAUGAGCUUGAACGCCGUCAAAGAUGCCUCUCUGACUCAAGUAUGAAAUCAUCCAGACCUCACUGAUGACUUGAAUUUACCCCAGACAUAACCUGUCCUGAUGCUGCAUAACUUCUUGUAGCAGUUAAAAGCAUUUAUUGGAUAGAAAAAGCACAUAAAUUAACAUAAUAUUUGCUUGGUUGUGUUCUGGAAGCACUGUAAGAUAAAUGGUGAAGUGCCUUUACUUAAUAACUUAAAGCUGAGUUUGAAAUAUGCAAUUUUAAGUUAAUUCUUUUCUCUGGUUUUAAGUAGCUAGUUCUAACUUUAUCUAAUUCUAUAUAUAUUUUAAUUUUAAAGUAAAUCAAGAUCUAAUCCAAAUAGCUUGGAUAUACUCAUUUUCUUGGAAACAUCUUUGCUAUUUUAUUCUUUAAUUAGCUCUAGACAGAUUUUAAGACGCUUCUUUAAUGGUAACAUCCUAAUUUUGUGGAGUUAGUAGCCAGUGAUGCCAUGUAGCAAAAUCAAGUACACAUGUUUACUGUUGCUGUGGCAGAUCUCUUUCAAAGUGCUGUAAAUCUUGAGCCUACUUCAUGUCUUAAAAAAGAUAUAAUUACUCAUGAUUACACAUAGCAACAUGUGACAGUUUGGAGCUGCAAGAUCAUGGAAUGUUAUAUAAAAACAGUUAUCAGGCAGGCCUGAUAAUAUCAUUAAACAGUAGGGUUCCUAGGGAUCUUAAAUGACUAUUUAUGAUACUUCAAUCUACUAUUAAUUUAUUGAAGUUUGUCAGAGAAUAAUCUGAAAAUUUAGAAGACAAUUUCUACAGCAAACCUCUGUCGCUGUUAAUUAUUUCUUACAGUAUAUUAGAAUACAGGAGGUUUUUCUUCUUACAAUUUUAGUUAAAUUUUAGUUUUUACAUUUGAUGGACAAGCUAAGUGUGAAUUCAUAGGCACUGGAGAUUUGUUUCCAGGACCAAAUGUCUGGCUUUUUUUUAUAGUUGCUUUUACAAUAUACCUUACAUGUUUUUAAUCAUUUCUAAAAGAAUGAAUGACAUUUGCAUUGAGUGGCUAAUGAAGGGAUUAACACUGAUUGGAAAUUUUUUGUGGGCUUUCAUUGCACUGCGUGAGGAGGAAAAUGUCAAUUGAUAUUCUAGGUGUAUAAAUUGGGGGAUUUGUUAUAACCUGGGUUUUUUCAAUCCAGAGAUGUUACCCACCAGAUGAGGUGAAAAUUAAUGUCUGUCAGGCCCACAAAUUAAAGUUCUUGAUAUCUUUAAAACAGUGGUACUAACAAAGAUUUCGAUAACACCUAAGUGUCCAAUGUAUGAUGCCCUCCAAACCUUAAUUUUUUUUCGGUUGUGUUCUGCAUGUUCAUAAUUAUCAGCUUUCCUGUUCUUUUCCAGGCUUUUGUGUUUCUAAAGAUGACCUUCGUUCGGAGUGAUAGGUGCAUGAGUUUUUGGUGUCGAUGUUAUUGUAAAAUAUAGGUUGAAAGGUUAAUUUAUUGAGAUAGAUGAAAUAAGUACAUCGAUCAUUUAUUUUGUAUUCUUUGGUGUGAAUGUCAAUAAUGUGUGAAUAAAUUCCCAGUUAUGUUUGUA